Messenger RNA from Malassezia restricta, 435 nucleotides. RefSeq names its product protein of unknown function (DUF788). NCBI's taxonomy places the organism in Eukaryota, Fungi, Basidiomycota, Malasseziomycetes, Malasseziales, Malasseziaceae. The transcript has a single exon. The coding region runs from base 1 to 435 and encodes 144 amino acids. Gene Ontology annotation, cellular component: intracellular membrane-bounded organelle. The record is from RefSeq and is a predicted model, not a curated record. Gene Ontology annotation, biological process: vacuolar protein processing.
AUGGCCCGCGGCGCCCAGAAGCGUGUGUCGCAUGCGAAUGCGCGGGCGGUCGCUACGCUGCAGUAUGGCUUUGUUGUCGCGAAUACGGCGUUUGUGUGCGGUACAUGGCUGUGGCCGCCACGCGCGUGGUGGUGGACGUGGGUGAUGUAUGGCGUGACGGAGCUUGUGGCGGUGGGGCUGGCGUGGCAGCUGCUGGGCAUAGCACGCGCCGGCGACGAUCUGGCGCAGGCGGGCAUGACAGCCUACAUGUUUGACGUCGUGUACCUGACGUGGUUCGUGCAUGUCGGCACGGCUCUGGUGUCGGCGCGCCUGUGGUGGACGUAUGCGGUCAUUCCAGCCUACCUCCUGUACCUGGCCUACAAGAACGUGCUGCCCUAUGUGUGGCCCCAGGCGCAUGCGGCGGCGGCGCCACAGCGACGCGCUACCCGGAGGUAG